CGUAAGUCGGAGUACGCUGCAAUUCUAGGUUGUUCUUUCGCCGGUCAAAUGCUGCAGCCCGUCAGUUGGAUUUCAUCAGCCAGUGAGCGCCUAAAGAGAUUUCCUUCUGGGUAGUGUUAUGUUUCGGAUCAGUCGUUAUUCGGCGUCUCAAGGAAUGAGAACAGCGGCUAAAUAUCGGACAGUGACUUUAUAGAACAAGUGAUAAUAGGAAAUCUAUUGCAUGGCAGAUUAUGAGCGUACUGAAAAGCGUUAUCAUCACUCUGCCUAAGGGCAUGUCGAAGGCACCUGGCGUUAUCUCGAUUAACGACUUACCAAAAACUGUGCCGAAAUUCAAUUUUACAUCUGCUUUGAAUGAUAAAUUGAAGAUGGAACCGAAGAAGAUGAUUAAGCACGAUGAAAUUCAGGAUGUUUGUGUCCGUGGAAAGAAACGACGACUGGACCAUCUAACCUGGGAAGAAAAAUUGCAAAGAAAGAAAUUAAAAAACAGGGUAGCGGCUCAAACGUCUCGGGACCGGAAGAAAGCUAAACUCGACGAGUUGGAAGACACUGUUAGGACCUUAAGGGAACAAAAUGAAUUGUUAUCGCAGGAAUGUGCUAUGCUGAGGUCGCAGAACGAGUUGUUGGUCACUGAAACAAAAAGGAUAAGGAAGGAGAAAGAAGGAAAAAAAUCGGAAGAAUUCGUUUGCUCCAUGUGCCAGAGUCGUGUCGGCUGUGCUGUAUCCUCGCUGGGAUCUGCAGUAUCCCCCUCUCACCCUCUGCAGCAGGGUGGAACAAUACAGCUGGCACCGUCACUGACGCUAACCCCAGGAGCAGCAAUUCUUCUGAAGAUACUGACCAUCUACCUCCUCUUGAAGAACUGUUUGGCGACCUCCAAGGAGACGAUUACAUCGAACGACUUGAAGAACUUGCAGAAAGUCUUCUGCGAGAAGUUACCGCCGAAGUGGAAGCAAAUUCUAAUAGAACAAAUGAACAAGUGUCAGUCAAGGAAGAUACCGGUGAGAAACGUGACAAUUCAAAAGGAAUGGUGGGGCAGGCAUCAAAAGAUGUGGAAGCCAGUAGAACCUGUAGAAGCCUAAGUACGCAUCAAUCAUGGCAUCCUGUUUCUAGCACAGACAGCGCACAUUUUACUACAAACAUAACGGCACCAGUACCGGUGAAAUCAGAAGUCGAAG
Molecule: messenger RNA, 1172 nt
Organism: Osmia lignaria (orchard mason bee)
Lineage: Eukaryota; Metazoa; Arthropoda; Insecta; Hymenoptera; Megachilidae
Gene: Xbp1
Product: X box binding protein 1
Biological process (GO): regulation of DNA-templated transcription
Cellular component (GO): nucleus
Molecular function (GO): RNA polymerase II transcription regulatory region sequence-specific DNA binding; DNA-binding transcription factor activity, RNA polymerase II-specific
Source: RefSeq, a predicted model, not a curated record